CUCACGGAGGACAGCUCCAGGGAGCUCACCAGGGGCCUCAUCCGCGGCGUCGCUGCCGACUGCAUUCGCUCUUGCUCCGUACAAGGGUUGGAUAACAUGGAAUGGAACCUGGAGACACUGCAAACGGAUCGGCUGAGGGGUGCGACCCUCACCAAGUUACUGCACGCUGUACAGCAGAUCACAAGAGCCAUAAACCACAGGAAUCGCCUUGUCUUGGAUUAUAAUUGGGAAUUUCUUCAUAAUGACCACAACAUCAGCAAAACUGAAUUCCAGGCCGAGAUACCGGUCUUCCUGGAGCACCUCUCUGACUACUGGCGGGACUCGGCGCAGCUGCUCUCACUGGGUGUGAAACAUUUCUCUCAGCUGCUCGUCCCCCUCGCUUUCGAGCAAAUGGGUAUCCACUCAAAUGAUCUGCAACGCCAUGAAUGGAUUAACAGCAUGAAACAUCUGAGAGACAUGCUGCACACGAGAUUAAGCGGCUGGGUUCAUGAUGUGCAAUCCGUCAGCGAGCAGAUGGCGCACUACAAAGUGGAAGAACACGAGAACAGGCCUGGGACUUAUAUACUUAGGUAA
Molecule: messenger RNA, 573 nt
Organism: Schistocerca serialis cubense
Lineage: Eukaryota; Metazoa; Arthropoda; Insecta; Orthoptera; Acrididae
Exons: 4
Coding region: 97-573 (158 amino acids)
Source: RefSeq, a predicted model, not a curated record